Molecule: messenger RNA, 990 nt
Organism: Clarias gariepinus (North African catfish)
Lineage: Eukaryota; Metazoa; Chordata; Actinopteri; Siluriformes; Clariidae
Product: trace amine-associated receptor 13c-like
Exons: 1
Coding region: 1-990 (329 amino acids)
Biological process (GO): G protein-coupled receptor signaling pathway
Cellular component (GO): membrane
Molecular function (GO): trace-amine receptor activity
Source: RefSeq, a predicted model, not a curated record
AUGAACCAGAUGGAGUUGAACCAGUCUGAUCACUGUGGGCAUUCUUCCUGUCCAGAGAGAUCUAUAUCUGUUACAGUCUAUAUCUUACUCUAUGUAUGUGCAGCUGCUGUGGUUCUGCUAACAGUGUGUGGAAAUCUUCUCAUCAUGAUCUCAGUUUUUCACUUUAAACAGCUUCACACACCAACAAACACCCUUGUGCUCUCUCUGGCUGUGUCAGAUUUCCUCAUUGGUGGUUUUGUGAUGCUUCCAACAUUUAUUUGGAUGAUUGAGUCAUGCUGGAUUUUUACACCAGGUUACUGCAUCUGUUUAAUGAUCACAUCUUUGUUUCUUGUAAACUUGUCCAUCUAUAAUGUUGCUUUGGUCUCUGUAGAUCGGUAUUUGGCUCUCUCAAACCCAUUUUUCUACACAAACACAGUUACUAGGAGGCAAAUGUGCAUUGUGGUUUAUUCUAACUGGUGUUUAAGUAUAGUGUAUAGCUCGGUGCUCUGUUAUUUUAAUGGAAACUUGGGUUUCGUAAUGUGUCCUGGAGAGUGUUUUUUCUUUCUUAAUAAUGUCUGGACUGUAAUUGAUCUUGUACAUUCAUUUAUAUUUCCACUUUCUAUUAUAAUCAUAUUGUAUACUGGAGUUUUUGUGAUUGCUAGGAAACAUGCCACUGCUAUCAGAGAGCUUAAUAAUUACACACGGAAUAAAACACAGAAAAUCACCUCACACUCAAUGAAAUCUGAGAGAAAAGCAGCUAAAGUCCUCGGCAUUUUAGUGUCUGUGUUUCUGGUGUGUUUACUUCCAUAUUUUAUUUAUAGUUUGCUAGGUGGUGUUAUUGACGUACAGCGAGAAAAUAUUCUUAAAGUUUUCAUUAUGGCGCAUCUUAAUUCCACCAUAAAUCCAUUUAUUUAUGCUCUGUUUUACCCAUGGUUUAGGAGGUGCAUUAAAAUAAUAAUAACUUUGCAAAUAUUCCAAACGAGCUCUGCAUUAAUGAAUGUCCUUUCAUGA